UAUAAAUAAAACUUGUAGAAUGAAUUUCAGAGACAGCCACUAUUCCAUUUGCUUCCAGAUUCUUGUAGUUGGGAUAAUAGAUCAAAGAGAGCUCAAGAUGGGUCAAAGAAUAUAGGUGAUUUUAGUUUGUGUACAUGUAAGAAUACAAUAUUCAUGAGUAAAUUUGAUUCUUUCUUAGGAACAUACAUUGAUAGGGUCAGCAGAUUCCCAAGAUAUCCAGCUGUGUGGAAUGGGAAUUCUUCCUGAACACUGUAUUAUAGACAUCACAUCAGAAGGCCAGGUUAUGCUGACUCCUCAGAAGAACACCAGAACAUUUGUGAAUGGGUCUUCUGUCUCUAGUCCAAUACAGCUGCACCAUGGGGACAGGAUAUUAUGGGGAAACAACCAUUUCUUCAGACUCAGUUUGCCUAAAAAGAGAAAGAAAGUAGAACGAGAGGAUGAGGAUCAAGGUGCCUCUCCGAAGAAUGGUAACAGUUCUGAGCAGCUGGAUGCAGACGGGGACUCCUCCAGUGAGGUGUCCAGUGAGAUUAACUUCAAUUUUGAGUAUGCACAGAUGGAGGUGACCAUGAAGGCCCUGGGCAAUAAUGAUCCAAUGCAGUCAAUAUUGAAUAGCCUAGAACAACAGCAUGAAGAAGAAAAGAGAUCUGCCCUGGAGCGCCAGCGGUUGAUGUAUGAGCAUGAGCUAGAGCAACUCCGGAGAAGGCUGUCCCCUGAGAAACAGAACUGUCGCAGCAUGGACAGGUUCUCAUUCCACUCGCCCAGUGCCCAGCAACGCUUGAGACAGUGGACCGAGGAGAGAGAAGCAACAUUGAAUAACAGUCUGAUGAGGCUAAGGGAACAAAUCGUUAAAGCCAAUCUGUUGGUGAGAGAAGCUAGUUACAUCGCAGAGGAGCUGGAUAAAAGAACGGAAUAUAAAGUCACCCUCCAGAUCCCAGCCUCCAGCUUGGAUGCCAACAGGAAGCGAGGCUCUCUUCUCAGUGAACCUGCAAUCCAGGUGAGAAGAAAAGGAAAAGGAAAGCAGAUUUGGUCUUUGGAAAAACUGGAAAACCGGCUGUUGGACAUGAGAGACCUUUAUCAAGAGUGGAAAGAGUGUGAAGAAGACACCCCGGUAAUCCGGUCUUACUUCAAGCGUGCUGACCCCUUCUAUGAUGAGCAGGAAAAUCACAGUCUCAUUGGAGUGGCCAAUGUUUUCCUCGAGUCCCUUUUCUAUGAUGUGAAGUUGCAAUAUGCUGUCCCAAUUGUCAAUCAGAAAGGAGAGGUGGCAGGUCGGUUGCAUGUGGAGGUAAUGCGGCUCAGUGGUGCCAUCGGGGAGAGGAUUGUGGGAGGUGAGGAGGCCGCAGAGGUCAGCUUUGAGAAGGAGGCCCAGGAGAACAGGCUGGUCUGUAUGGUUAAAAUACUCCAAGCCACAGGGUUGCCACAGCAUCUGUGCCACUUUGUAUUCUGCAAAUACGACUUCUGGGAUCAGCAGGAGCCGGUGAUUGUUGCCCCUGAAGUGGACACCUCCUCCUCUCCCAUCAGCAAGGAGCCUCAGUGCAUGGUUGUCUUUGAUCAUUGCAGUGAGUUCUCUGUUAAUAUCACUGAAGACUUUAUUGAGCAUCUUUCGGAGGGGGCACUGGCGAUUGAAGUGUAUGGCCAUAAAAUGAAUGACCCUCGGAAGAACCCAGCCCUGUGGGAUUUGGGAAUCAUCCAAGCAAAAACUCGGAGUCUUCGGGACAGGUGGAGUGAAGUCACCAGGAAACUGGAAUUCUGGGUUCAGAUCUUGGAACAGAAUGAGAAUGGGGAAUACUGCCCUGUGGAAGUGACUUCUGCAAAGGAUGUCCCAACAGGGGGAGUCUUCCAACUCCGGCAGGGGCAGUCCCGGCGAGUUCAAGUUGAAGUGAAGUCUGUUCAGGAGUCUGGGACUUUACCUCUGAUGGAAGAAUGCAUAUUAUCCAUUGGCAUUGGGUGUGUGAAAGUUAGGCCACUCAGAUCCCCUAAGACUCAAGAGACAUUCCACGAGGAAGAGGAGGACAUGGACAGCUACCAGGAUCGGGAUUUAGAGAGACUACGUAGAAAAUGGCUUAAUGCAUUAACAAAACGUCAGGAAUACUUGGAUCAGCAACUGCAAAAGCUUGUCAGUAAACCUGAUAAAACCGAGGAUGAUGCUGACCGAGAGGCUCAGCUUCUAGAGAUGCGGUUGACAUUAACUGAGGAAAGAAAUGCAGUGAUGGUCCCCUCUGCUGGCAGUGGCAUUCCAGGGGCACCAGCAGAAUGGACCCCAGUGCCUGGGAUGGAAACCCACAUUCCUGUUAUCUUCCUUGAUCUAAAUGCCGAUGACUUCAGCUCUCAGGAUAAUCUCGAUGACCCAGAAGCUGGUGGAUGGGAUGCUACCCUGACUGGGGAGGAGGAGGAGGAGUUCUUUGAGCUGCAAAUUGUGAAGCACCAUGAUGGAGAGGUGAAAGCAGAGGCCUCCUGGGACUCGGCGGUGCACAACUGCUUCCAGCUCAGUAAAGGCACACCUGCUGAUGAGCGCAUGUUCCUGAUCGUACGUGUGACCAUCCAGCUCAGCCAUCCUGCUGACAUGCAGCUGGUACUACGUAAAAGGAUUUGCGUUCAUGUUCAUGGCCGCCAGGGUUUUGCUCAAAGUCUCCUAAAAAAGAUGUCUCAUCGAAGCUCUAUUCCUGGCUGUGGAGUGACCUUUGAAAUCGUCUCCAAUAUUCCAGAGGAUGCCCAGGGAGUAGAGGAACGAGAAGCAUUAGCCAGGAUGGCAGCUAAUGUUGAAAACCCAGCUUCUGCUGACUCAGAGGCAUACAUUGAAAAGUACCUCCGGAGUGUGCUGGCUGUGGAAAACCUCCUGACCUUAGAUCGCCUUCGCCAGGAAGUGGCAGUGAAGGAGCAGCUGACGGGGAAGGGGAAGCUGAGCAGAAGGAGCAUCAGCUCUCCGAGCGUGAACAGAUUGUCUGGAAGCCGACAAGAUCUCAUCCCAUCGUACAGUCUAGGCAGCAACAAGGGCCGGUGGGAAAGUCAACAGGAUGUAUCCCAAACAACAGUUUCCAGAGGACUAGCUCCAGCACCCCCAGCUCUCUCAGAUUCACCCCAAAAUAAUCAUUCUCCAGAUCCAGGACUUGGUGGCCUAGCAGCCUCCUAUUUGAAUCCAGUGAAGUCCCUGGUGCCACAGAUGCCAAGGCUGCUAAAGUCUCUCUUUCCUGUCCGCGAUGACAGAAGGGGCAAACUGCCCUCUCCACUAGCACCUCAGCCGCUGCCCCGGAUCCUGGUGCAGUCUGCCCCGGCGACCAGGACAGAGUCGGCCCAGCGAGGAAGCCCGCGACUCGGCUUGGCCCCGGAGGCCCUGGUGCAGACUGCUGCCUCCUCUGCGAUCUGUGACAAGGCCGCCAAGGCGCCUUCCCCGCGGUCCGCCGCGGCCGUCACCCAGGCCCCGGAGGGCCAGGACGGGCCCCCCAGCCCCCUGAGCGAGGCCUCCAGCGGCUACUUCUCCCACAGCGUCUCCACCGCCACCCUGUCGGACGCGCUCGGCCUCGGCCUAGACGCAGCCCUAAGCCAGUCGCCUGCCUCGCCGCCGCCUGCUCUGGGCCCCGCCGCCCAGUCUGCCGAGCUGCCUGCCCCGCCCCACACGCACCUGCAGCCCUGCGGGGAGCCCGAGGCCCGGGCGACCCCCGCUCCGGCGCCUGCCUCCCCAUUCCGAAUUCAGAGGGUGCGGACCUCGGAGCUGAAGUCCUUCACGCGCAUGCUGGGUGGCGGGGCCGAGGAGGAUCUGCUGGCCGCAGAAGGGGCCAGUGACACAGGGACACAGGUCCUAGGAAAACCGGACGCCUCUGACUCCGAGGACACCAGUGAAGUCCCCGAGUGGCUCAAAGAAGGGGAGUACGUGGUUGUGGGCACCAACAAGAUGGGCACCGUGAGGUACAUUGGGCCCACCGACUUCCAGGAGGGCACGUGGGUCGGCGUGGAGCUGGACCUGCCUUCAGGAAAGAACGACGGCUCCAUCGGCGGCAAGCAGUACUUCCAGUGCAACCCGGGCUACGGGCUGCUGGUGCGGCGCAGGGUGCGCAGGGCUGCAGGUGCGGGGCGUAGGCGCAGCGCGGGGCUCCGGCCGCAGGGCGCCCCCGAGACCCGCCGGAGCGCCACGCUCUCGGGCUCUGCCACCAACCUGGCCUCGCUGACGGCUGCUCUGGCCAAGGUGGACAGAAGCCACAAGAACCCUGAGAACCGGAAGUCUUGGGCCCUGAGCCGCGCUCUGGUGGACACCGCCAGGAAGCCGGGCGCCUCGGGAUGCCCGCGGGACGCCAUGAAUGCCUUUUGCACGACGCCGAACUGGUGACCACCAGUUCCCUAUCCUCCCUGCGACUCUGCAACUAUUUCUUUCUCUACUCAGUGAGGGAGGAGGCCCCCUCAGUUAGGGGUGGAAGGUUCUGGGAGCCCAGAUGGGUCGAAGGACUGUGGGCUGAGGUGCAGGGUGACAUAGCCUGGGCCAGGCCACCUCUCUGCCUGUCUGUGCCAGGGUGUCCUACCUGGAGAUUUUGUUGCACUCCCCUUCUCUCUAUUGUUCCGACCCCAUUAAUGUCUUAAUUUAAACCAUAAGCCUAACUAGUGCCUUUCCUCCCCCAGCAGAGCGACCUCCCUCUGCUGGGCUGCCAGCUUGUCCCCAGCCUCCCACACAAAGUGACAAGUUCCCUUAAGUGCCUAUGGCAGAGCCCCUUGCCGGCCCCACGGCUCAUGGGGUUUCUGGGAGGUGCCUUCUGGGUGUCUCAGCGUCUUUCUGUCGCCAUUACUCCCUCAGGAUGCUUGGGAUAUAUUUAUUGAUAUUUAUUUUUUCAAAAGCUGAACUCAUUUGCGAGCCACAAUCAUCAUCUGUCCGGCGUGCUGCGUGGUGGGGUCUGCCUUGCCCACAGGCCAGCUGUCUGGGAGCUACCAGCCUCCUGCCCAGGGUGGAAGCCCUCCUGUGACAGUAGAUUCAGACACACAGUGGCCCGUCACUAGGAGAAAGGGGCCAUGACAAAGUGAGCUAGACCCAUUUCUCUUACUUGGUGCAAUUGUGGUUUCUGGGGCUGUCCUUAGAUCAUUUUAACUUGGUGGCAGUUCCCAAGUCCUGACUGCCCCUGGGGAUGCCAGCCUGUGGAGAGCUGGUCCCGGUUUUUCUCCUUCGACUCUCGGGGCAGCCAUGUUCAGUGGGCUCUGCCCACCUACUUCUGGAGGCACUUCUGGUCCACAGCCUUUGUGGCGGUCUGGCCUGAGUGGGGUCCGUGAUGGUGGGGAGGGUUGGCCAAGGGCCCUGCACAGCUCACACCCCAAUUUGACUACACGUGCAGCCCCAGGUGGCCCACUGCUCCCCAGCUGAGGAAAAGCCCCAGGUCAGAAUUUGCACCCCGCACUGUUGGUAGCCCAUUUCUAGUUUUGCAUUUAAGCUUUUAACAUCUAGCAAGCUUUCGUUGAGGGCUUGGGGCCCUUAGAAGACGUUGUACUGGGCUGACUCUAGAUGGGGCCACCUGCCUGGCAGCUCUCAGACAUGAAGGCCUCCCUGGUCCCUGCUCUCUCAGCCUCAGCAUGACUGGCACAUAGCACCAGAGACUGGGAUGGCCUGAGGGGUUUGAUUAGCCCUGUGUGCUGUACCAUGCUCUGCUUGUCCGGCCUUGAUCCAGGCGGGGGCACCAUAAAGACGGUGGACCUCUUGGCAAGGGGUUCAGUGUCCGUCCUGCAUCUGCACAGGACGUCAGCCAAGUUGCGGCAGCCAGGUACCAGGGCUGGGCUGGUGGAAUCUGCCAGGGAGAGCCCUGCCUCCUUCCUGUCCUGAGACAGCUUGCUUUGCACCCCGGAAUUAGUGCUUUUGGUUCCUGGCCCUCCCACUUCCCCUCCUGCCCAGCACGUUAGUUCUGUUUGCAUCUGGGUGGGUAUCCACACUGUCCACUGGCACAGGGACCAGCACCAUGGUUUCUCUGCAGGAUGCCAGAGCCUCGGAGGGGCUGGGGGACACUGAGCCAUGUACUCACUGCAGGAUGCCUGCGGUCUUGCUGCUGCCACCCAGAGGCCUUCUUGGGCACUCGCGAGGGACACCAGCUCCUCCUCCCCACUAGAUGACCAGCAGGGUACAUUUGGAGGAAGCAGCUCCGGCCUGACUUCUUUAUUCUUUCUUUAGCACAGACUUAACACUAACUUUGGGCUGGAAAAGUGGCGACACUGCAGUGGAUGUGGUUGCUAACGUGUCAGGUAGUGGAGGGAUAGAUGUAGGUGUGUAGCCAGGGUCCCAGAUGUCCAGAGAGAGUGGGAAGGCCGAGGGAGAGGGGAGGGUUUUCUGGGCCUGUGUUCCGUGAGAGAAUUGAGCAUGACCUCAACCCCUGAAGAGGCAGAAAGGCUUAGAAGGUGUUAGGAGCUGCAGAGUUCCUGUAUGUGAAAUGGGAUUGCACUUCCUGGCUUAGAGUGCCUGCCUGCCUGCCAAGGCUGCCUGUGCUGUGAGCUGUGGGUGGAGGGCGUUUCCAGGCUCCCAGCGCCAUCAGCUCCAGGCUGCUUCAGAUGGAGGCACUGAGGCCACCUGGCCAUCUGUAGUGCCUUCCCUGGGGCCUGGAAGUGGCUUACGCUCCAAGCCCAAGACACUGGACCCAAAGCAUCUUUCUCAGAGUCCAUGCGCUUCACCCAGGGCUGUGGACGGUGCUCACCGUGCUGGGAGAGCCCGGGGACAGCUGCUUCUCUAUGGAUGAGUUGUGUAAAUAUGAUGGAUUUACAGAGAAAAAGUGACUUUGAUUCCAGGGUUAUAGUGACUUGGUACACAUCAAAUGCAAGUUUAAAAAAUCCAAAGGCUCUAUAAUGAAUUGUAAAGACUGAUUAUUUCUAUGUGCGAUGAACUAAACCACUGUAAUUUUGUAUUAUAUCUUUUCCAUCAGUUGACCAACUGCUUAGAAAUAAAACCAGACGAUUUCUUGCCUACACCUGAUUGUUGCUGCACCUUCCCUCACCCAGGCACAGCUUGGGGGCAUUGCAGGCUGUUCCCUGGCUGUGGCUUUGUGCCCAGUGGUGGUGGGGCUUUUCCACAUGGAGACUAUUGGGGGAGGUUUGGAGAAUGGCAGCAGGCCCCAAGGUGUCAUCUCCCCAGCACACAAGUUGCUAUUCAGGGUUUAGACCAAAGAACCCAGGGAAGACCCACUGGCACCUUCGCGCCUCUCCUGCCCCUCACUUGGAUCAGGCCCUUCUAGAAGCCAGGAGCCAACAGGAAUUUUUAAAGGGCCUUACACCAGAAGUAAUGGGACCUUUGGGAUAGGUGGCGGCAUCUCCAGUUCUCUGGUGGUGCUCUAGUGAGCUCGGGGCUGAACUGGAGAGCAGAGGACUUCUUUCUGCUGUUAUAGAGGUAGUGAGAACCUAGAAGGUUUUGGAAUAAGGUAUUUUGGGUUGGCUUAUGGCUGUGGCUAGCUUACAGGGUCAGGUCCAGUCCUGGUGGGCCAUGAGAUUUGACGUUAGUUUUGUCGGGCCUGCUUGCUGGUGAGGCCAACCUCUUCAGACAUCCACCAGCUUUGCACCCAGUGUGGGUCUGGCCUUUGAGCUGGGGGAGGAGAGCAAGCCCCUUUGUGCCUGUGGAGUUCCCUGGUAGCCCAGCACCACUGCCAAGACACAGCCUUGAUCUGACUGUGCAGGUGCAUCAGUCUGCUCGUCUCAUAAAAUGUCCUUGUGAAUGUAGGGCCGUGGCCACCUGGAGGCCAUCAGCUGGUAUGCCUCUGAGCUGGACUUGUUUAUAGUCACAAGUGCGCAAGAGUUGUUCUUAAGAGAUGAGCACUGCCAAGUCAGCCGGGAGUGGCUGUGCUGAAUGAGGUAGGAACCAGGAUGGAAUCGGUGUAGCUCUGAGGAUAAAUUUUAUUUUUUCAGGCUGCUGCUUUCUAGCAACUCAAUGAGAUGCCUUUUCCAAACCAGACUCUCGGGUUUUUUCACAGUUGCUCAGACCCCGGAGUGGGCUCUUGUGGAUGUUGCAUUGAGUUCAUUCGGUCACUUGGGCAUUUGUACCUAUCCUGGGCCUGGCUGUGUGAACCUGUUAGUCCAAUGGAAAUAAGCCAUCCUGCCGGGGACCACAGCAGCCAGGCAUUGGAGCUGAGGGGGCCAGGAAGGCUCUGGGACCUGCACCGAGGGGAAGGGUGGCCGGUGGAGAUGCCAGGCCUGCAGCACGUGGGUACAUGCAGGCGGCUGUGGGACUGAAGGACUCGAGUUGCUGCUUAAGAGCAGUUUGGGGCCAAAUCAUGCGGGAACACCAGGUGGGGCCGUCCUGUUUUGGCCGCUGCCCCACCUCCUGUUCGUCUUUACCAACUUAGCAGGGUUUGCGCAACUUUAAAUGUUGCAAUCUUUUAAAUUAUGUAUUCUGAGAAGCCCCGUCUCGGGAUUUCUCUGCAGAGGGAAGUCAGUGGAUUCCAUUGUAUGGAGGGAAGCUGGCAUGUGGACCUCCAGUCUGCUCAGUUCACUUGGUGCUGACCACUGGAAGCCUUUAAAGAAAGCCAAAUAGCAAAGCUUCAGCUUUUUUAUUUUUGCUGCUCAAGGUCAAGUCCCAGGGGAGAAAGCUCCUUUAAGAAAGAGAGGCUUGUGGUGUAGCUUGGAGUGGGAAAUGGAGAAUGAAGUCGGAAACGAAGGGGCAAUUAUGCUGCGCCAGCACAGGAAGGAAGGCUGUGACCCUGGGAGUGUGCAGGGUGAAGACAGCAAGCUGGGCCAGCUCCUGCCGCAUUGGGGGACAGCUCAGGAACCCUUGAAAGAGCACUAGGGUGACCAUGUGCAGCACGGUCGGAGUGUCUGUCAGGAAGUGCCCAGCUGGGACUUUCCGGCCUCACAGCCCCUCAGCCAGGCAGUGUUGGGUGCUGUGACCCUUUUCAAGCAUCUCCUGGCUCCCCAACCCUCCUGAAGAGCACAAAGCAGGGCUGCGUGUGUAGCUCAGUGGCAAAGUGACACAAGGCCCUGGGUUCUGUUCCCAGCACUGUUUAAGAGAGAGAGAAAAGGAAAAGCACAGAGACCAGUGCUCAGAACAGAAUCUUGUACCCCUCAGCACUGCCAGACUCUUCCCAAAUGAUCAUUCUACCCAAAGAAACCCCGCCAGCCUUUGUUCAGUUAUACAUUUUAUUCUCUAAUAGGUACAAUACUAAAAUAAACACAAAUUAAAAAAAAGUUUUAUUAAAACAAAACUGUACAAAAAAGCAGUAUACUACAUUUUAAUUACAGAACAGUCUACUGUCCAAAAGGCACUAAUCCAGAAUAGGAGAUACAAUGAUACAGGACUCAUUGGAACUAUUUUAAUCAAUACAAUACAGCACUUGUUUCUUUGGCCAUUUACAUCCAGAAACAAGGGCUUCUUGCUACAGUCAUUACACAUUGUUAUAAUCCGAGUCCUACAGCGAAGGUGCAGUAUCGCUCUCCCUAGAGCAGGUUCCGAGGGCCAGGAUGAAGCUGGGGUGGCGGCACCGGCGGGCACCUGGGGCUUGUCUUGGCCUGGCCUCUAGUGGGUUGCUGCUAGCCAUUACUAGAGCCACUGUAACCCCUCUGUGUUUAGCACCGGCAAAAUGGGUUCUGAGAUGCUCCAGAUAACAGGUGGAGGUCUGGUGAAGCAUCAGCAGCUCUGAGAGGGGGGGGCAUUUGGGAACCCGGUUUGAAAAGGCAGCAACUACUUGGAAAGGGGGAGCCAGCCUAAUGAUGGCCAGUGGGCUGUGGCGCUGUGCCAGGCAGAGCUGCCUGGACAAACUGAUGGCCCUCAAGUUAGAGGCCCUGUUUCUAGCUUCGGUGAUCUCCUGUGUCACUCCCUGGUGGACCCAGUGGAGGUUUUAUAUGAGAGGGAUAUGAUAAUCUUGUGUUAAGGAAUUGCUAGAAGGGGUUUUGCUCUCCAGAGGCAAGCCAGAGAGUGCCACUUGGGCCUGAAGUGCAGGAGGCCUCCCUCCCUUGGCGCUGUCUCAGGAGCAGGGGUGGCCCUGGGUCCCACCACAGGGUGCCUCGGGACGCAAGCUGUGUUCACCUCACUCUGCUGGGCGGCCAAAACACCUCUCUGAGCCCCAGUCUUACUUUCUCCUGGAUUUGGCUGUAAGGAAGAGGGAUACUGCAGCUUUCCAAACAGUGUCGUACACAGAGAAGACAAAGACAGGCAUCUGAUGUUAACAAAAAUAAGUAACAAAGAAAUAGGAUUAAAUCAAAUCUCUUCUCACAGCAUCCUAUACUACAUCCUCCUUCUGCUUAGCAGAAAAUUGUACGUACACAAAAAUACAAAUACACAAUUUUGUAGAACAGUCUGAUUUAAUAUAUUUAUAUAUAUUUAUAUUUAUACGAGUGGCAGGUUAGUUCAUUAUAUAGAGCUUUUUGCACUUUUGGCUCAUAUGCAACAAGGCUUAUAAAUUCAGCUUUAGCUUUCAUUCAGGUUUUAUAGCUUUUGAACAAUUGUUUUCACAUUUAAAGCAGCAUCCAAUUUGCACUAGGAGUCUGUGGUGAUUACAGGAAGGAUGGGGUCAGGAGGUUGUGGGGGUGCAAUAUACAUUCCAGUGUGUGGCAUUGUGAGGAGGAUUCCGCGUGGACAGAGCUUACCAUGAUGACCCCUUGAGGUAGACUGAACACCGUACAGCAGACUCAGACACAGGUGACUCACCCUCAGGGACACAUGGUGCACAAGAUGGGGACAGAGACCAGAGGAGACGCCAAAGGGAAACACAAAGACUAAGACACAACAGCCAAGGCAGGGAGCGCACGCUGCUCCCACGCAUCUGGCAGGGCCCCACAACAGCCCAUCCUAGACACUCAACUAUUUGGUGGAUGCUAAGCACUUACAGGCAAUCCCAAGGCAUCUGGUCCACGGUACUUGCUCAGAUCAAGACCAUUUACUUGCUUUUUGCUUGUAACUUGCUGUGCCAGCUUGUUCCUAUCCCACAACCAACAGUGAAACAAGAUGCAGGUUGUCCAGAAAUGGGCGUCUUUCUCAGCACUCCACUCCUGCUGGAGUGCUCCAGUCCAGUAAAGGAAAGAGAAGCCAGGCCCUUCCUGCUGCCUCUCCUCACACUCACAGCCAUCCCCUCUAGCUCCUGUGCUUGGUUCACGUUCUCUGCCCAGUUACACCGGGGACUGGCCAGCGCUUGGCAGCCCUGUGAACACAGACAGCAUCUAGAGGACUGGGUGAUGGUGCUGCCCAAGCCCUGGUGUGGUUUACACACUCCAGACAGCCUCAUUUUCAUCACCACCAUCUGAUCACCCUUACCUACCACCUUUGCCUUUGCUAUCUGAGGCAGAAUUCCACCAGUAAACUCGCCCACACGUGUCACAUGUGAGUGCCCAGUGUGUGGAUUACUACAUUGUCUGAACAAAAAUGCUAGACUACUAAUGGAGAUAAAGUGCCUGGGUGUGGAUUGUUCCAUUUGCAAAACCUUUACUGCACCCACAAAUCAUCUAUGUGCUAUUUAGUGAUGUGAUCUGAACACAGCACAGUCACAAAAUAAUCUGUCCUACACCCACCAUGUAAGAAAGGCCCCGAAUCUAGAUCAGACUUACUUUUAAAAAGCAAACAAACAAUCUCACACUCGCUUUCAAAGACGCACGUUGGAUCUUGCUUAACACCUUACUGAUGAUGGCCUUGUGAGCAGGCACCCUGCUCCCUGCAAUCUAGGACAAGAGGACAAGGAGGCCAAGGCUUCGGUACUCACGAUGGUAAAUGAGCCUGCAGGUUUAUCAAUUGCAAUUACGUCACGCUUUGCCCUCUGGUCUGGAUGCACGGUCCAAGUGCUAACAGACAGAGGUGGAAUUCCACUCUGAGGCUGUCUUGCUCUCCUGCCGUCUUCACUCAGUAAGCCACUGCAAUCUAGCUAAGCAGACUCCUUAAAAUUCCCUAUGAACUAAGACCGUAAGCACAUCAACAAAAGAAACACAGGAAACAGGGAUAAAGUCAGCCUGACAUGGCCAAAGAGAGCUCUCUCCCCCUCGUUUGCCUUGCGGCCAUUCUGCCUGCAGAACGGCAAGGAUGCUGGGGAGGGGUGGCCACACGAUGCCCACCCGAAGGGCAGGUGCAGAGUGGGAAGGACAGGGCACAGGCCGACCCUCUGGUAAGUUCCAGAGAUCUGUAACUUGCGUAGGCACUUAAAACAUAAAUAAAAGUUUGUCCUGGAAAGGUACUGCAUACCCAACAUGACCACGGCUGUGGAAGGGAAGGCGAGCCCAUGGGGAAGUCGGAGAAGGCUGUGGGCUCUUCCAGAGGAGGCAACUGCCAUGUUCUUGGCAUCUUCUGGCAGGGAGAAUGUCCUACCUUGUAGCCCGUGAAGUCCAUGAUGGCACAGGGGCCACUGCAGUGGCUACUCUGCGGCCACUGAAGUGGCCAACUGGACCAGCACAGGCAUGGAAGGCUGCAGCAGGGCCACGGGAGGUACAAGCUGUACAGCAGCCUGUCCAAGGUCAAUGUAAGGAAACUACUAGAAAAGAAGAGGCCCUUCAUCGUGGUGUCCUGGUAAAACCAAAGAGCAGUAAGGAGACACUUGCACUUGGCCAGAAUGGCCACUGCUUGAAAAGAUAAUGCUCCACCCAUGCCCUCAAGAGCUUUGGUUUUGUUUCCUUGAUGCUCAUUUGCAGAGAUGCGCGAGGAUCAGGUUCACUGACUGCAGUACAGUGAAUGUGGCUCCAAGAAAAAGGACAGUAAUGCUUCUUAAAAGCCACACUGAGCUUCCUCACCUGCACUCAACCCAUUGUACUCAUGCGUGCACCGACCCAGCCCACAGAGCUCAGCGUCACCAUCACCAGAUUGGCUGCUGUCUACAUUAAUACAGCACUAAUGUCCUUUUGCUUUCCAGUUUAAUAGCUUCAGUGAGUGAUGCAGCGGAAGUAUGUACUGCUCAAGUUUAUAGUGACUGGGCCCUUGUCCCAAUAAAGCAAUACGGGAGAGGUUUCUGUGCUCAAAGGAAAUGAUAAAACAAGGCUGAAUUUCAGAGUCGACCUGGAAGUGCUGGGAACUUUAAGUCCUAAAGGGAGGCGUAAACCUUGCAACACAAGUCCUGAGACUCACCUCUGCCUCGAGCCCUAAGUGUGAGCGACCCUGUUCCUUCCUAGGAAGGUACAAGCACACGGCACUGCCCAACGUCAGACAUGCACAAACUCCAUCAGUACCAAAAUGAAAGGCACACAUAUCCUUUUCCCUCCAAAUUAAGGUGUUCUUUUUUUGGCGGGUGUGUGUGUGUGUGUGUGUGAGGGCUAUGGCAUUAAAAACCCCAUAGGCAGUUAAUACAACAAUGUACUGCCAACCCUAACUAAGUUCUCUUACAGGGAACAGUCCACAGUUGUGGCCUUAUUCCUUAGGUGGUUUUCCUCUCUUAGGCCUCAAGGAUGAUGUGACAGAGAUCUGAAAAGACAGUCACAGGGACCUCUUUUUUUCUAAAAAGAUCAAAAGAGCUAGGAAAGGGGUGGGUAGGGAUGGUAUUUAGUCAGCCAAAUCUUCACAUCAACUUGAAACCCAUUCCCUUGUUAACCACUCCUGCCACACGAGUCAUGUCAGGACAGGGACCAGCCAGACCCUGAGGAAGCUCACCCCUUCUCUGAAUUCUGGAUACAAGAAUAUGCUGGGCCUAAAUCUGAAUUUGUCUACAUGCAGCUGCUACCAGUGGGCCAGUGAAGGUGCACAGGGAGCCAGGGAGGGCCCAGGGCAGAGCCGACACUAAUACCAUACCUGAGCACCACAGCCCGAUUUUCACAACACUCCACUUGCUAUCACAACUGUGGUGGAGGGGACAGCAGGAUAAGCAGGAGGGCUUACCGGAAACACUGCUGAACACAGCAGGAUGUCUCAAAGGAUGAGGAACUACGGAAGCACUGUGAGAACUGAAUAGAGAGCACAGAGCAUGAGGUGUCUCUAUGUCCCUCUUCUUCCCUUAGCACUGGACACAGUCUUCCCACUUCCCCCGCACAGCUGGGAGCUUCCCUGCAUUCCUGUCACCAUUACUGUCCAGGAAGGAAGAUGAGGGGAGCUGUAGAGGGCCAGACUGUGGGGUCUAGAGCCUCCCUACACCUGGCACAGUGCUGAAAGGAAUUCAGCUCAAAAUGGCAAUGAGACAGUGUGUCUGUCACACUGGGAUGAUCUGGUACUGUCCCAUGAGAACAAAAAACAGAUCAGUGUCCCAUGACUUCAGCAGAGCAGGGCUGGGGCAGGUCCCUGCUCUGCUUAGCAUCCCACUGAGAUGAAAGAGAUGUUAGAGACCUGCCAGGCUUGCGGUGGCUAACAUGGUACUACCAGGGGAGGACUGAGGGAGGCAGCAGUGACACUCAUCACAGAACCACACAUUCAACAUUACGUCAGUUGCUAUCAUUUUAAGCUAUGAAUGCAUGGGAGGGCUGUGUUUGUCAUGUGUGAUAUGAUUUAGAAUAGCAGCAUCUUUAGAUUUUUAUAAGAAUAAUUUACUUCUCAUGUUUUCUUUCAAAAAAUACAUAUUUCAUGGAAAGCAUUACUGUAUUUUCAUGAGUUUUGAGUUUUCUUUGAGGGGGAGGCUGCUGGUGGUAAAGGACACCUGGGAAGGGCAGUGUCUCUCCAGCUGUCUGUCAGCGGCACCAUCUCUAGAGCAGGCAGCACAGCUGGUACUUGGUUCCUAUGACAGCAGCAGAUUACAGUGGGAGGCUCUCACUGCAGCACUGCUUCUGUUUUCUUUGAAUACAAGCAGAUAACUGGACUGUCUUGCUGGUCAUUUAGUGUAUGUCUCAGAAGUCACAAAAUUAGCUGUCAGUCCUCUGAAUCUCAAAUCUUAAGGCAGAUUCUACAUUCAAGGCAAGUGCUCUACCACUGGGCUACAUCCCUGGUCCAGACUGUACAUUCUAAUAGAGAUAGUUACUUUUCAGCAGCUGGGGAAAUAAGACAAGGGAUGCCCUACUCUUUGGGGUUAUAAUUCUAUAAUCAAUUGUCAUAAAGACUGACACGGUAAACAAUCUCUGCAAGGGGACUGCACAUAUGCAUUGUGUGCAGGUAGGGUCGGGGAAGGAGAGGACCAAUGUGGCUUUUACAGGAGGAGAAGCACUGAAUAAAAACCCUUCACAGGACCUUCUUCCUCAACAGCAUAAUGGCUGUACAUUUUAUCGUAGGCAUUUUGAGCGGAACAAAAAUAAAAGAAUCCCAAAGAAUGGAGUAACUGGACUCCAGCUAGGUUAGAAUUCCUUCUAGUGAGGAGGGGAAAGAUCUACAUAAGAGCAAACAGCAACACAUGGAUGUAUAAAAGCCAUAGGUAGUACUUUCUUAGUGGCUAUUAACCAAUCUGGGAGUGUCCAGCCUAAAGGAUGGGACUUGUGGGAACAUGACUCUUGGGCAAGGAGCGGUCUGUGAAAGGCCACUUGGCGUUGUCAGCUACUGUCAUUCCUGUAGACUUGCUCUUGAUUGUGUAAUUGAAUAAUGGUUCCUGCAAGCCAGGGGUUGGGGGUAGGGAGAAACCAGUCAAAACCAAACCAAACCAAACCCAACCCAACUAUAUUCUAGAGAAGGACUAGUGAGUGACUCAGCAACUCCUGUCCAAUGUGAAAUAUCAGAAUGAGAGUAGGGGACAUGGUUAGGGAUCCAGGGAGGGUGUCAAGACCACAUGAUGUCCAAUGGGCCAGGUACAGGAAGAGAAGGGAGGAAAGUGGGAGGCAGAGAACAUAGCCUCAGAAGGGCCAGGAAACAGUGCUGAGCCAGUGGGACAGUAGGAGAAGGUGCCUGAAAGGAGGUGGCUGGCAGUGGCUACGUAAGAGUGACUUGAGAAAAAGCUGGGUCACACUGCACAUGUCCUUUUGCUCCAGUGACUUGUGCCACCUUCCACUUAAUCCUGUGUGACAUUCACUUACGCAUGUUUUCUGUCAAGUUGUCUGCUCUGGGCCAUGUGAUCCAAUGAGGAAAGUGGUAUUCAACUCUCCUUAAACCUGAAUUUGGUGAACACUUUCUGAUGGUGAUGGCAACAGGAAUAUCAAGUAAACAAAGAAAGACUGAAAAUCCUAGGAGCUCGUGAGCAGCAGAUGUUGCCAAGCCAGGCCAGCGAGGCAUGGAAGUUGCUAGUUCAGAGCGAUGGGUUAGGGAGGCCUCAUCAGUGCCUGCCUCUGUUUGGACUUGGACUUUGUUUUUUGCCCAAGGUGGAGCACGUUGAAACUGGAUGUGAAAGAGGUUUCAAAGAAUUUCUAAGUCAGAUGGCGAGCAAUAAUCAAAGCCUUUCAUUUUGGAGAUGGAAUAACUCCAAAUCCUUUCCUCUCACUUAGGGAGAGCAUGAAUACCAUGUCACAAUUUUAGUUUACUGAGUUGCUGUUCCAAAUGUUCUUGGGAGCAUUAGUGCUAAAAGGGAACAAGGGAUGGGAGCUCUGCUAUUUUCAAUCACAUAAAGGACAGAAAUCCUCUUAAUUAUGACCAUGCCAAUCUACAUCCUGCUAAAACAGCUAAUUACAUGUCAGAGGACACUCAGUCACUCAGAACAAUUGCCAUUAUAUUUUUAUAUAUUCAUCCUAUGCCACCCCCCUCAAUUACCAUGGUUACAAUUUGAAAAGAUUCAGCCAAACCUUCAUUUGAUCACAGCAUACCAACAUGAAUUUGUGAGUUAAUUAUGGCUGUUCAGAGCCAGUCUUAUUUAAAAGAGAAAGAAAAGGAACACGGAGCUAGGGGAACUGGCCUCCCAGGAUUUCUCAAGUGCGCUGAGCUGCCCAACGCAAGCUACACUGAGUGCUCCACCACAGAGCACGCGGGACUGCUGCCCAGGUGGGGGCAAACCAACCUGAAAACCUGCUAUGGAGCAGCGAUGUCAGCAGAGGAUAACGGGAGAGCCCUUCCUGCUUCUGUGUUCUUCUGUGUGUUGUCAGGGAGGGGUUUAAGGAGAUAAUGGGAGGGAAUGCACAUGGUAAAUUCUCAAGUGAUUUGAAAAUGCUAGUCAGAUUUCACUUGAAUGACAUCAACUAGACUUAGUUCUACUCAGAUGUCAACAGUGAUUUAAAUAAAUUAAAAAAAAGAAGCAGCAGCAGCUUGGGGACAUGUACAGGAUAUACACAUUUCUAAUUCUAAAGCAACCACUAUGUCAGUGAGAUGAGAAGGGGUGCAGCAAAUGUUCCCUCACUCUCUCCUUUCCUCUUUUAUCUCUCCCCCUCUUGAUUACAAAAGAAAACCAGCAUUACAGGAAGCUGGAUUUCUCAUCUCCACCAAGAAAGAAUAAUGAAACAGAUAUGGAAAGAUCUCAAUUUACAAAGUUCCAGCUUUUGAAGGUGCACAGAUAUGAACAAAGCUGCAUUUCUGAGAGGUGAGUCAGCCAUCAGUCCUGUAGCUUCUCACUUUCAGUACAAAGGAAGGGCAUUAAGAACAGUCUUUCUAAACAUAACUCAUUUGUGAGAGAGGUUUCUGACCUGUUGGUGUGAUGUAUCUCAAAAGCCUUUUCUACCGCCUUCAUGUUAGUCCUCUUGAGUGGUAAGGAAACCUCUCUCCUUAAGUGAUAGGCAUCUUUGAAACAAGAGUUUAUAAUGAAGGAGACCACAUACGAAAAAAAACACAAAGAACCUCUGCUCUGACAGCCUGUUACCAUGAAAUCUUUAGAAAUAAGCUAGCCGUUCAUAGUUGCCUCCCCUGGAAAGCUGCCUACUAUCGUUAUGGUGCCCCAUCUUUACACAGGAUAACUCAGGUUUUCCUAGGCAAGGUAAGUCAGAUACUGUGGACAUAAAGAAAGAGUAAGAGGGUUUUCAGGGCAUACAGCUCAAUUUGCCAAAUUUAAUAUGGCUAGUCACCAAAUCCUGAGUAAACAUUCUUGCAAUUUCAAGAACACACACAAAAAAGGAAUGUUGCUUAUGUGUAAUACUCACCUCUGCCCAAGUGCAUCCCUUUCACCCAAAUCCCACCCUGCCCCCCAAAGAUGCCACUAGUAGAGCUGGUCAAUGUGCCCAACUUUCACUUGGGAAAUCUUUACAAAUAAAUCCGGCUCAGUAAAGCUAUAAAUGGAUUUGGCUGGUCUCAAUGCAGCCCCAAUAAAUACAGUAGUAAAACAUUACUAAUAACCACAACAACAAAAUGACAAAAUCUAUCACCACUCUGGUAUAAGGUUUAAAUCACAGAGAUUAACACAGAAACCCAUGCACAGCGUAGGAGGUCAGGGCUAUUCAAUGUAGCUAAGAGUGCUACUGAGGACACCAUCACCAACUAUAAGAAAAAUUAUUGCCUAAGAAUUUGUUGAGACUCAUGGGGAGACAAAUAAUACAGUUGCUCUCUGAACAAAAUAUGAAAAGCAAUUUUAAAAGACAAGAGGCAUGUGUUAAAUGGGAGCAAUGCUUCUAACCAAAUCCUUCUUAAGAUCAAAGACAAAGUAAAGACUUAAAGUUCACAUUUUUAGGACAGGUGUGGAUGAUCAUUUGUGCAAGGGGAUUAUUCUCAUUGUUGUGGGACAGAGAUGACGGGGCUGCUCAGUAGAGUGUGUAGGUGGUCAUCACAGGAAGGAGUGUUUGUAUUCAGAGAUGGAUCAAACCCAACUAUUUUGCCUGCUGCCAAAAGUGAAAGAAUUCCAGAAAAGUAAACUCAAGUUGAGGAUGUAGUGGUGCAGCAUAGAGAAAAAUGGAAGAGGAGCUAUUCAGAGAUGGAAAAGUGGUGACAGGAGAUUCCUGACUGAGUGAGAGUCUAUUACACUUAGUUCCUGAUGAUUGGUAUCCAAGGAGAGUUUCUAAAACCAAGAUUUCCUAAAGACGGAGGACAAACACAGAUAACUGAAAUGAUUUUAUCAGUGAAUUCUUCAUGAGCUAUCCCUUCGAGGUAAAAAUAUAUUUAGACUUCUGGAUCUAAAAUGGGUGUGGCUGAAUCACAAAUCUUUUGGGAACUAGAGCAUUGGAUUUGCAUACCUUAGCAUAAGUGAGCUUCUUCCUCACUUGCCUUCUCAGGGGUCACCUCUAUUGAGCUGGGGUGAAAGGCACCUUAAAGGGGGCUCUCUGCCUCCCUGUGCCAGGUUCCCUCUUCCUGUGAAAAAACCUGUCUUAACGAGUAUUCAAUAUGAUGAGCUCUGCUGAAAUGAACCAAAAUGUCUACUUAGUAUUGAAUGGUAUAGAAGGCUUCUGAGAAGAGUACACUGUAUUGCUCUCUCCUGGCUUUCCUUUACUGGUAGGGGUAUCUAAGACAGGCAGAAAUCUCUUAGGAUGGCCCAUUUUUUAAACAGUCCUCAUGUAAAGUAUUUGAAGAAGAGUAGGAAACUUAUCAUCUGGCCACAGUAAUUCAAUUAAAGUAUCUUUACAAAAUAACAACAAACUAUAUGAGUACUCCCACACUUAAAAAGGUCUUCCUUGACCAGAGAGGAACCACCUCUGAAAGAGAUCUCUGGGGCUUGAAGAAGUUUAGGAAGAGAUGAGAGCAAGGACAGAGCAAGCAACAAGCACAGAAAGUGAGCUUUUAAGAGCCUGGCUCUUUUCCUUUUGGUAACAGGGCAUUUUAGAGUUUCCAUUUUAAUACCACAUCUAAAACCCGAAAAGGCUUAAGGAAUAGAUUUACCAUCAAAGAGAUGAGAAGCAAAUAUGGCAGCACCAUGCACCAUUACAAGAAUUAAAGUGGUCUACUAUGGACAACAUAGUAGAAUUGAACCUGUUAACAGCAGAAAGCCAAUGAGAGAUUUAAAUCUUCACCCCAAAGAGAAAAUUCUUACUGUUGGUGAAAAAGCACAAGUUCUAUGGAAGGUUGUGGACCUGAAGGGAGGGUAGCAGCCUUCUCCAGCUAAAGGACUGGGGAUGAGAGUCCACCACUUUCUGCCCAGCUCAGCACAGCGCAGCUCCACCACAACACUGCGCGUCCAGCACCAGCAUGAGGCCUGCACCGAUGCUGUCGCCCAUAUUCUCCAAGGCCUUUUCCAUCCUUAAAGCUCUUAAAAUGAUCAAACAUUUUAGCUUUUCUGUGGCAAUUACAGAAUAUCUUUAGAGACUUCAGCUGUCUUAACAGUUUGAGUCUAUUCCUUUAAAACAUCUAGCAAGAACAAAUGACACUAAGAAUCCAAUCAUAAAGAAGCUAUCAGUUAUAAUAAUCUCCUUACAAUAAAUCAUGGAUGUGGCUUCUCAGAGAAUGUUUUUUCUUUCUCUCCUUGUUCUUUCUGAUUCAACUGAGCACAUAAGCAGACAAAAUUCCACCAAAACGGAAAGACAGUAUUUCUUCUAAGUAAAAUAACAUGAAAGAAAUAUA
Messenger RNA from Castor canadensis (American beaver), 20080 nucleotides. The record is from RefSeq and is a predicted model, not a curated record. NCBI's taxonomy places the organism in Eukaryota, Metazoa, Chordata, Mammalia, Rodentia, Castoridae.